This is a messenger RNA of Juglans regia (Persian walnut), 636 nucleotides long. RefSeq lists its product as uncharacterized. Gene Ontology annotation, molecular function: RNA-DNA hybrid ribonuclease activity; nucleic acid binding. The record is from RefSeq and is a predicted model, not a curated record. The transcript has a single exon. Bases 1 to 636 code for a protein of 211 amino acids. NCBI's taxonomy places the organism in Eukaryota, Viridiplantae, Streptophyta, Magnoliopsida, Fagales, Juglandaceae.
AUGGUUGCAAAAAGAAUAUGGAUGAGAAGGAAUGAAUUUGUGUUUAAGCAGGAAUUUAAGAGCCCAAAUUCUUUAGCAAAGCUGGUUAUUUCUGAUUUAAGAGAUAUGAGGAACAUGCAAAUGAAAAACUCAACAAGAGAUCAAAGAUUGCAUAACCAGAAUGUUAACUGGUCUCCUCCCCCUCUUCACGUCUGGAAGAUCAAUUGGGAUGCCGCGGUUGAUAAAGCAAAAUGCAAAGUGGGUAUUGGGAUCAUUGUAAGGAAUCAUACGGGGAGUGUGGUGGCAACCUCAAGACUUAAUAGACCACUCUAUCCGGAUCCUGCACUAGCAGAAGCUAUAGGUGCUUUGGAAGCCGCCAGACUUUGUCACCACUUGGGCCUCACGAAUAUUAUCCUGGAAGGGGACGCGCUUCAAGUGAUUCAAGCGAUCAAUAGCAGGAGCGAGAAUUGGUCUUCAACUGGGAUGAUUAUGGAAGAUGUAAAGGGUCAACUGAGCACUUUUGAGAGCUGGUCUGCAAUCCACAUACGUAGAGAGGGAAACAAGGCAGCACAUGAGCUGGCCAAGAAUGCACUUGUAACAUCUACGUCUUCCUUAGAUGUAGACUGUAUUCCCUCUUGUAUAAUCAACUUCAUUUAA